AUGGCCCUAUAUGGGGCGCCGAUUUGGGCCGACAGGCUCAAUGCAGAAAAUAGGGCUCGACUCCGGGCCCCGCAAAGAGUGGUGGCCAUUCGGGUGGUGCGGGGCUACCGCACGGUGGCGUGGGCGGCGGCAUGCGCCUUAGCGGGCACAAUGCCCUGGGAGCUGGACGCACAGGUGCUCGCAGAAGCGCACAGAGAGCGGGAAAGGCGCAGGGCCCUGAAUGAGUUCCCCGCUCCCGAAGAGCUAAGAGAGGAGCGCCGCCAAGCGCAAAUGAGGAUGAGGGACCGAUGGAAAAACGACCUGGAGGACUCCCUCUAUGAAGUUCGCACUCCUCCCGUCGUUCGACCAAUGGCUGGAGAGGGGGCAUGGCAAGAUCGGGUUUAG
Messenger RNA from Cydia strobilella, 384 nucleotides. RefSeq lists its product as uncharacterized. The transcript has a single exon. The record is from RefSeq and is a predicted model, not a curated record. The coding region runs from base 1 to 384 and encodes 127 amino acids. Lineage: Eukaryota; Metazoa; Arthropoda; Insecta; Lepidoptera; Tortricidae.